AUUGUUAUAUAAACACUGCUUUCUGAGCUACGCUGCAAUUUCAAAAAUCAACUAUUUUUUGGUUUAUCUUUGUUCUAGUCUUUUUUAAGAGGUGUUCUUGGUUGUUUCGAAGUUUGUUCUUGCAGUACAUCAGGAAAAAGAGAAGAGCCAACAAAGCCAAAGGAAACAAUAAAUACAAGUUCAAAACAGAGCCAUAAAUUAAGUGAGGGAAGUGAAGCCACCAUAAGCAUGUCUCGCUGGGGACGGAAAAACGUCAAGAAGACCCCUGAAGUGAUCAGAACAGUCACAGAGGGGCUGAAAUCACUGUAUCGAAAAAAGCUGCUGCCUAUCGAGGAGUACUAUGGCUUUCAUGAUUUCCACUCACCAAGUCUGGAUGAAGCUGACUUUGACAACAAACCCAUGGUGCUAGUGGUUGGUCAGUAUUCCACAGGAAAGACUACUUUCAUCAAAUACCUGCUGGAGCAAGAUGUGCCUGGAAGUCGUGUGGGGCCAGAGCCCACUACUGAUUGCUUUACUGCCAUCAUGCAUGGAGAUGUGGAGGGACUUAUCCCUGGGAAUGCCCUUAUAGUAGAUCCCAACAAGCCCUUUCGCAAACUCAACCCAUUUGGAAACACCUUCCUUAAUAGGUUUCAGUGUGCGCAGUUGCCUAAUCAGGUUCUGGAGAGUAUCAGCAUAAUUGACACCCCUGGGAUUCUGUCUGGAGCAAAGCAGAGAAUAAGCAGAGGUGAGACCAACAAUAAAGGAUAUGACUUUCCAGCUGUCUUGCGUUGGUUUGCUGAACGUGUGGACCGGAUUAUACUUCUCUUCGAUGCCCACAAGCUGGAGAUUUCUGAUGAGUUUUCAGAGGCUAUAGGUGCUCUGAAGGGUAAUGAGGACAAACUGCGUGUGGUGCUUAACAAGGCUGAUAUGGUUGGCACUCAGCAACUAAUGCGAGUGUAUGGUGCACUCAUGUGGUCCCUGGGGAAAGUGUUCGGCACCCCUGAAGUACUAAGGGUAUACAUUGGCUCAUUCUGGUCCGAGCCUCUUAUGGUUCCUGACAACCGAAGGCUGUUUGAAUUGGAAGAGGAGGACCUUUUCGCUGACAUUCAGAACCUGCCACGAAAUGCAGCCCUACGCAAGCUUAAUGAUCUGGUCAAGAGAGCUCGUCUGGUUAAGGUUCAUGCUCACAUCAUCAGUUAUCUGAAGCAAGAGAUGCCCUCUGUCUUUAGAAAGGACAAUAAGAAAAAAAAUUUGAUCUAUCAGCUGCCAGUCAUUUUUUCCAAGAUCCAGCUGCAACAUCAUAUCUCCCCUGGAGAUUUUCCUGAUUGUGCCAAGAUGCAGGAACUGCUUGUAGGGCAUGAUUUCACCAAGUUUAAGCCCCUAAAACCAAAUAUGAUGGCUAUGUUGGAUGACCUCCUGUCCUCCGACAUUGCCAAGUUAAUGCCUCUCCUUAGGCAGGAGGAGCUGGAAUCAGGAGCCCAAAUAGGAAUCCAAGGUGGGGCUUUUCUGGGAACCAGAGCAGGACCCUUCAUGGAAGGUGACCCUUUUGGUGAGAAAGCUGAAGAAGAUGGUGAGGAUGGUGAAACAGAAGAGGACUGGAUUGUGAACAAAGACAAGCCCAAAUAUGAUGAGAUUUUCUACAACUUGGCACCCAGCGAGGGCAAGCUGAGUGGCACCAAAGCCAAAGACUGGAUGGUAAGCACGAGGCUGCCCAACUCUGUGUUGGGUCGCAUCUGGAAGCUCUCAGAUGUGGAUCGUGAUGGCAUGUUGGAUGAUGAGGAAUUUGCCCUGGCAAGUCACCUGAUUGAAGUAAAGCUUGAGGGACACGGCCUUCCCCCAGAAUUACCUGCCCGCCUGGUGCCUCCAUCUAAACGCAGACAAAAAGGAUCCGAUGCCUAGAAAAUUGAAGCUGUCAAUGUGGUCCAUUUCAGAAUGUGUGUACACUGUCUUUCUACUGUUGUAAAAUAUGAAGCUCUCUUUUGUAUUGCUUUUGCAUAAUCACAUUUACAAAUCCACAUUUUGCUAAAGCACUAAAUUGCUAUGACCACAUACUGCCUCUGAGCAGGUAUGCUUCAUCAUCUUUAUUUUUAAAAUACAAAAUAUGCGCUUACACAAAGUUUGCUCACACAAAUGUUUACUUGAUUAUGCUAAGAACAUUUCUUCAUUAACUGUUUUAAACAUUUAUUAAAAGUGGAAAUUUUACAA
Molecule: messenger RNA, 2184 nt
Organism: Trichomycterus rosablanca
Lineage: Eukaryota; Metazoa; Chordata; Actinopteri; Siluriformes; Trichomycteridae
Gene: ehd2b
Product: EH-domain containing 2b
Exons: 7
Coding region: 229-1878 (549 amino acids)
Biological process (GO): endocytosis; endosomal transport
Cellular component (GO): cytoplasm; plasma membrane
Molecular function (GO): calcium ion binding; GTP binding; protein binding
Source: RefSeq, a predicted model, not a curated record